This is a messenger RNA of Blepharisma stoltei, 480 nucleotides long. NCBI's taxonomy places the organism in Eukaryota, Ciliophora, Heterotrichea, Heterotrichida, Blepharismidae. The record is from the annotation of a GenBank genome assembly.
AUGGUAAAAACUGUAGUCCAAAUCAUACUUAUUGUCAUGAAUAAAACAGUCAAAAGAGCAGAAAGCACAGUCCAUGGAGCUUUAUUUUCUAUUAUAAUGGCUGUGUGUAUUGGAUUUAUAUUUAGAUGCAAGCCUUAUAACUAUCCAAGAUUUUGCUGAUGGCAAGCCUUAAGCUUAAUAGGUGUAUUAUGGCUUUCUGUGCUUUCAGCAAUCUCAUCUAGUGUUGAAGGAGGCUAUUCCAUUUAUUUUCUAUUAGUUUGUAUAGGAUGGGUUUUAAUUGGUGUUAUCGGUAUUUAUGUACAAAGAAAAAAAUAUCCAAGUUUGCUGUAUAGAAGAAAAGGUCUGGAUACAACUCAUCUAUUUAGAUUCGCGUUUACAUUUGGAAAGCACUCGAAAAACGCCCUUUCAAAAAUCGCACCUCGUCGUGGAUCUGAAGAGCUUUCAUGCAUAGAUUUUUCUGAUGUUAAGCAAGCUUAUUAA